AUGAAGUUCACCACUGCAGCUGCUACCCUCUUUGCUGGCCUCGCCGCCGCAGCGCCGUCAACCAAGGCUGCCCGCUCCGAAUACGUGCACCUUACUUUCUGGGCCGCCGCCGACAACACUGUAACCUACGACGUGCCCAUUGACGGAUCAUCGACCACCAUCUACAGCGAGCUUUCCUUCACCUCCAUCUCCGCGGACUCCCCCGGAAACACAGUCUGCCACAGCUACGGCGUCGAUGGCUCUGACACUGUGCUGUACGGAAGCGCCUCUGAUGUCCCUAUUGGACCUCCUCAGGAGCAGACCUAUGCUACCUGCCAGUACCUUUAA
Messenger RNA from Diaporthe amygdali, 327 nucleotides. RefSeq lists its product as uncharacterized. Bases 1 to 327 code for a protein of 108 amino acids. NCBI's taxonomy places the organism in Eukaryota, Fungi, Ascomycota, Sordariomycetes, Diaporthales, Diaporthaceae. The transcript has a single exon. The record is from RefSeq and is a predicted model, not a curated record.